AUGCACAACAAGAACUCAACGAUCGCCCAACAAAAGACGGAGGUCAUGGAAUGGGCAAAGAAAAAUGGGAUACAGGAGCAAGUGGAGAAGUUCAACAAGAAAAUGGACGAGCACAUGAAAGAAGUGAAGAAGAAUGUUACCGAGCUAAUUGAUUACUUACCUACAGCUUUCAAAGAGUUUUCCGCGAUAAUGGAAGACGAAACGCUAACUCGACAGGAACAAAAGCAGAAGAGAAGGGAACUGACCGCGAAGAAUCCUAAGGCAUUCCAAGUGCUGAAGUUUAUAUUCGGGCAAUUCAUGCCACAUGGUCCGCAUGGUCCGCGUGGCCCACAUGGUCCAUUUGGUCCACAUGGUGGACCUGGAGGACGUGGUGGACGUGGACCUUUCGGUGGAUUUGGAGGACCUGGUGGACCUUUUGAUGGACCUGGUGGGCGCUUUGGAGGACGUGGUGGACCUUUUGGCGGAACUGGUGGACCUUUUGCCGGAGGACCGAAUGGUCGACCAGGUUUCGGAAAUGGCGACAACUGGAACAGCAGACCAGGUCAACACGGUUUCGGUAAUGGCGGCAACUGGAACAACGGAGCGACCGAUCGAAAAGAUUUUCGAGAAUGA
Molecule: messenger RNA, 612 nt
Organism: Cooperia oncophora
Lineage: Eukaryota; Metazoa; Nematoda; Chromadorea; Rhabditida; Trichostrongylidae
Source: the annotation of a GenBank genome assembly